Messenger RNA from Brassica napus (rape), 1214 nucleotides. Its product is annotated as ubiquitin-like domain-containing CTD phosphatase. Gene Ontology annotation, cellular component: nucleus. Gene Ontology annotation, molecular function: phosphoprotein phosphatase activity; protein binding. The transcript is spliced from 6 exons. NCBI's taxonomy places the organism in Eukaryota, Viridiplantae, Streptophyta, Magnoliopsida, Brassicales, Brassicaceae. The record is from RefSeq and is a predicted model, not a curated record. The coding region runs from base 75 to 1088 and encodes 337 amino acids.
UGGGGUUUAAUUGUAAAACUUAACCUUCCUAUUGUCGGAUCCGAAAGUCUCUCUCUCUCUCGAUUUUGCGUUAGAUGGCUUCGUCUUCUUCAUCAUCUCCGACGCCGGAUGCUGUGACCGCGAUGGACGAGGAGCUGACUCUGAUAGUCAAAUGGAGCGGGAAGGAGUACACACUCCGAAUCUGCGCCGACGACUCUGUUGCUGAGCUGAAACGUCGCAUCUGCUUUCUCACCAACGUCUUGCCCAAGCGCCAGAAGCUUCUUUACCCCAAAGUCGGAAACAAGCUCUCCGAUGACUCUCUUCUGCUCUCUCAGAUCCCUCUCAAGCCUUCUCUCAAGAUGACCAUGAUCGGUACUACGGAGGAUGAUAUAAUAGUAGAUCAAGUAACAUCGGAUGACGUUGUUGAUGACUUUGAGCUUGGUAAGGAGGAAGUGGUGGAUAUUGAAGACAAAGAGAUUAAUAAGCAGAAGCUGAGGAGGAGAAUUGAUCAGUACAAGAUUAAGCUUGUUAAUCCAUGUCGCAAAGGCAAAAAACUGCUUGUUCUAGAUAUUGACUACACUUUGUUUGAUCACCGUUCCACUGCCGAGAACCCGUUGCAGCUUAUGCGUCCCUAUCUUCAUGAGUUUCUUACUGCUGCUUAUGCAGAAUAUGAUAUCAUCAUUUGGUCUGCCACUAGCAUGAAGUGGGUUGAGUUAAAGAUGGGAGAGCUUGGUGUGUUGAACAAUCCGAACUACAAGAUCACAGCGCUUCUCGACCAUCUAGCCAUGAUCACAGUUCAGUCAGACUCUCGUGGGAUCUUCGAUUGCAAGCCACUAGGUUUAAUUUGGGCACUAUUACCUGAGUUCUACAACGCCCAAAACACCAUCAUGUUCGAUGAUCUGCGAAGGAACUUCGUGAUGAACCCUCAAAACGGUCUUAAAAUCAGGCCGUUUAGGAAAGCUCAUGUGAACCGAGACAAGGAUGACGAGCUUGUAUUGCUGACUCGGUACCUUCUGGCAAUAGCAGAGCUCGAUGAUUUGAGUUCUUUGGAUCAUAGCAGAUGGGAGACAUUCACAGAAGAUAGCGUCAAAAGGCGCAGGCACACAUAAAACUUUCUUAACCCUAUUGCCGUUGUUUAGAUAUGUUGUUGUUGCUGGCUACUUCGUAUGUUUUAUGGUAACUUUGUUAGUAUAUUCACCUUAAGAAAUUUCUAAAUACUAUAAGGUUUCUUAUUA